AUCGGACGGGAACCCAAGUUAUAGUUGCCAAGAGAUCGAUGACCUAAUGUCCGCUACGUGGCGUAUGGGUGACCCAACCCGGUUGUGGCCCGAGGAGGACGAGGAACUCCAACAGUUUUGCUUAAACACUAUUGGAUAUAAUGAUAAAAUAGUUGAAUAUUUUGAUGAUAUAUUUCCCGAUAAUAAUCACUUGCGGGUAAUGGUUCGGCUGAUGUGUUCGGAACACAUGAGUCUAUUGAUGAGUUUCUGCAAAAACAAGACCCAACGUCAGCAGACUGUCCAACUGAUGCGCCAAAUGAACCAAUCAGUCAAACAACAGGAACUCAUACGGGAUACGUAUGUCAAUCGACUACAACAAGCUAGCGAACCGGACAGUCGGUCAACUUUUGAGCAAAUGUUAGAGUGGACAAAAGAGUACGAUGCUAAUACUGUUUCAUCGAUUAAAAAUAAAAAUGGACGCAAACUAUUGGGCAAUUUGCUUAAAAAAUAUAGAUACUUGGUCAAUUUUUAUAUUGAAAAUGUUAAAAUUAAUAAAAAACGAUCAACAAAAACAACAAAACGUAUGAAAACAAAUCCCUGUCCCAGUGAUUGGCGACCCUAUAGUGUUGGCUAUGCCCAGGCUAUGGCCUUUCAGCGUAUUAUUUCACGUUAG
Oppia nitens is the source of this 652-nucleotide messenger RNA. RefSeq lists its product as uncharacterized. The coding region runs from base 47 to 652 and encodes 201 amino acids. The record is from RefSeq and is a predicted model, not a curated record. The transcript is spliced from 3 exons. NCBI's taxonomy places the organism in Eukaryota, Metazoa, Arthropoda, Arachnida, Sarcoptiformes, Oppiidae.